This is a messenger RNA of Staurois parvus, 337 nucleotides long. The record is from the annotation of a GenBank genome assembly. NCBI's taxonomy places the organism in Eukaryota, Metazoa, Chordata, Amphibia, Anura, Ranidae.
AUGCAGUCUGCUUCUACAAACAUUUGUGAAAGACUGUGCAACAAGUCCAUUCAUGAAAUUUCCUUGCUGCUAAAUAUUCCAUGGUCAACUGUUAGUGGUAUUAUAACAAAGUGGAACAACUGGGAACAACAGAAACUCAGCCAUGAAGUGGUAGGUCACAUAAAAUGACAGAGCGAGGUCAGAGCAUACUGAAGCGCACAGUGCACAGAAGUCUGCAAUUGUCUGCAGAGUCAAUAGCUAAAGACUCCAGACUUUGUGUGGCCUUCAGAUUAGCACAAUAACACUGCAUAUAGAGCUUCAUGGAAUGGGUUUCCAUGGCUGAGCAGCUGCAUCCAAG